AUAGGUGAGAAGGGGAAAGGCGAAAAAAAAGAAAAUCGCAACCCCUCGAGCCUGAGCAAUUUUUCUGCACCCCCCAAAAAUACGCGACUCCUCUCAAGGUUGUCUGGUUGUUGACUGACUGACUGACGACUGUGUGUGAUUUGUGGCGUAAAUUCGUACGCGCGCGUUCAGCAGAUCCCGGAGAAUCUGUCCCCGUCGACGGUUCUUCGAUUGUGGCUGGCUGGCGGGGUGACGAAGGACGAGCCAAACGUCGCAGCGCUGAAAACAGCCUUCGUCAUUGUUCGCCAUCAAAGGAGUGUUGCAGCAGCAGUAGCAACAACAACUACAAGGUAGAAGGUGCAUGUAGCGGGGAACCUUGGACCUGCCAGGAAUCCAAACUCCUCAACUCAAACUCACAACACAACAGAGAUAGACAUCUGAGACGCGGUGGAUAAGCUCGGGCUGCUUUGUACGCGAUACUUUGGACGGUUCAGCAGUUGGAUCAAGCGAUUGGUAAUGGAAUUGCACCAGCAGCAGCGGAAGCAAAACUCCACCUCAUCCGCGUCGUCGUCUUCCGGUGCGUCCCCCGGGAAUGCCGUCGUACUGGCCGGAGGUAGCAAGACCACCCAGCAGCAGCAGGACUACGACAGCUCGCACAGCAGCAGCAACACCGAGGACUACACCGAUACUGACGAACGGCGCCGUCGGAUCAUGAAGAACCGUGCCAGGAACAACCGUCUGAUGCAACAGCAGCAGCAGCAGGUCCAUCAGCAGAACUCGGUUGCCCUGGUCGCGCGGCCGUCCGGCCUGAAGAAGCAUCUGGACGGCGCCGACCCGGAUCGCAUCACGCUGGUUGUGGACAACACGACGUUCUCGAUCAAUCCGGCCCUGUUUACGGCCCACCCGAACACGAUGCUUGGGCGGAUGUUCAGCUCGGGGUUGGAUUUUACGCACCCGAACGAGCGCGGUGAGUAUGAGGUGGCCGACGGGAUCUCGCACACGGUGUUCCGGGCGAUUCUGGAGUACUAUCGGAACGGGAUCAUCCGGUGUCCGCCGACGGUUUCGGUGCAGGAGAUUCGCGAGGCGUGCGACUAUUUGCUGAUUCCUUUUACGGCGGAAACAAUUCGGUGCCAGAAUCUGCGCGGGCUGUUGCACGAGCUGAGCAACGAGGGCGCCCGCGAGCAGUUUGAGGUGUUUUUGGAGUCGUUGAUACUGCCGCUGAUGGUUGCGUCGGCGCAGCGUGGGGAUCGCGAGUGUCACGUGGUGGUUCUGUCCGAUGAUGACGUCGUGGACUGGGACGAAGAGUAUCCUCCUCAGAUGGGUGAAGAGUACUGCCAGACGGUGUCUAGUACGGCCAUGUACCGCUUUUUCAAGUAUAUCGAAAACCGCGAGGUGGCCAAGCAGGUGCUGAAGGAUCGAGGUCUGAAGAAGAUCCGGCUCGGUAUCGAGGGCUAUCCCACGUACAAGGAGAAGAUCAAGAAGCGGGCCAGCGGCCGGGUGGAGGUCAUCUACAACUACUUGCAGCGACCGUUUAUCCACAUGUCCUGGGAGAAGGAGGAGGCCAAGAGUCGCCACGUGGACUUCCAGUGCGUCAAGUCAAAGUCGGUAACGAACCUGGCCGAGGCCACGGCCGAUCCGGCACUGGAACUAGACUCGGCGGGCAACCCGAUGCCCCAGCGGCACUUUGACAUCUCGAACGAUCCGGACGUUGACGCGAUUCGUCCGAUUGUGGCCGCGGCCAUCGCCAUUGACGGUGGUGGUGGUGCUGUCGCCGCUAAUGCUGCCGCGGUUGCCGCUGCUGGAGUUGCAGCUGCAGCCGCUGCCGUCGCCGCCGCCGCCGAAGAAGGUGCCGUUGGAGGUGUGGCCAAUGCCGAAGAAGCGCACAACGUGGACGAGCAGCAGUAGGAGAGCGUAGCCGAAAUUAUCUAAAUCUAAAUCACCGUUGUCUAAAUAUGCGCUGCGCUGCGAUGCGUGCUAGAUAAAGCAACUUUUAUCUCAAAGAUUUUUUUUCCGCUGGCAUUGCUGAUUGUCUUUGCUUUGUUAUUCUUUUACAUUUUCCUUGAAGCCACUCUGUCAAACUCGUUCAAAUCGUGUGUGCUUAAGCGCUUUUUAUAAGUUUGUUUUAUUUUAUUUUUUAAACAGACUGGAAAUGAUUAGAAAUCUGACCGUAUUGCGUACUCUGUAAUAAUAUUCCUCUGAUUUGUCCUCCAUUUACCUACGUUUUAUUAUUAUUAUUAAUAUUGAUGAUACCAUAUUAAGUGCUUAACUGUAUUGCAACUCUUGAACUGAGAAAUAAAACAUUUGUGUUAAUAGAUGCAUAUAA
This is a messenger RNA of Culex pipiens pallens (northern house mosquito), 2302 nucleotides long. RefSeq names its product BTB/POZ domain-containing protein 10 (gene mri). Lineage: Eukaryota; Metazoa; Arthropoda; Insecta; Diptera; Culicidae. Gene Ontology annotation, cellular component: cytoplasm. Gene Ontology annotation, biological process: positive regulation of phosphorylation. The transcript is spliced from 4 exons. Bases 496 to 1884 code for a protein of 462 amino acids. The record is from RefSeq and is a predicted model, not a curated record. Gene Ontology annotation, molecular function: protein binding.